This is a messenger RNA of Penicillium taxi, 1581 nucleotides long. Its product is annotated as NIF domain protein. The transcript is spliced from 2 exons. NCBI's taxonomy places the organism in Eukaryota, Fungi, Ascomycota, Eurotiomycetes, Eurotiales, Aspergillaceae. Bases 1 to 1581 code for a protein of 526 amino acids. The record is from RefSeq and is a predicted model, not a curated record. Gene Ontology annotation, molecular function: phosphoprotein phosphatase activity.
AUGUAUCCUUCCAGAUUUCCUUCACCUCCCUGGUUCUCAUUCACGCGUUCUGUCAGUCGCAUUUUCAAUCAAAAUCAGGAACUAGGUCCUUCACGCCUUCUCACCUUUUAUCAUAAAACCAAACCGAACACACCAUCGACAUUUGUCACGCUGUCUCCUCGAACGAGGAAAUCAACAAAGGAGGGGGUUGCGCAAAGCAAUGCCCCUCCUUCGCAAGGUCGCCCGCAUCUCGCCGGCCACACUCGUAAAAGUGAGGAUUCCCACCGUAAACACCUUCAGCGUGAAGAGGGAGGAUUGCCGUAUGCCAGAUCCACCGAAACGUCGAUAUGGGCGGAUGAUGGGGAGGAUGAUCGGGGGAACAAGGCCAAGGCGCCUACCCACGAUCUACAACCGGGCUCUACGGUUAAUACUUCCCACUCAAUCCCUCCCCGCUCAUAUGGCAUACCCACCGCAGCUUUCAACGACUACCAAUUGGCUCCUUUGAAUUGCAAUACCCUCCUUACACACCACCUUCCAGCCAAUUCGAACUUUGCAACAGGACAAAUGUUUCCGCAGAUGCCAGUGCCGUCAUUUGGACCUUUCCCAGUCAACUCACUGCCUUCACUGCCUUCACUGCAGAUGGACCAAUUGAUAAGCAGCCCACAGAGAGACCAAGAAAAAGUGAUUUUCAAAGCAGCACCAAAGCCCACUGCGAAAUACCUGGCCCGAGCAACUUCAGUUGCGAGUAAAUGUGAUCCACAGCCGUUGUUGGUAAUCCUCGAUAUGAACGGUACUCUUGGCAAGAAAACAAAAAAAGGAGGAUUCAUCAUGCGUGAAGGGCUUACAAAGUUCUUGCAAAAAUUGACCCGCAAAUAUUAUGUGAUGAUCUGGACAAGUGCCACACCUCAAAUCAUGUACAGAGCACUCAACCUAAUCUCUGAAAAGAACAGAGCAGGGAUCAUUGCAGCAUGGGGCCGUGAUACGCUUGGUCUAAGCAAAUUGGAGUAUCAAUCCAAUGCGCAGGUCUACAAGAGACUUGAAGUUGUAUGGAGCGAUAAAACCAUCCAAGCUUUCCACCCUAAUUCUAAAACAGAGAAUGGCAAAGUUGUAAGCCGCUGGGAUCAGUCCAAUACAGUCUUGAUUGACGACAGCACGAUCAAGGGGUGUGCUCAACCGUACAAUAUUUUCGAAAUCCCCGAAUUUACUUCUUUACAUGCUGACAAGCCCGGUGUCUUUGAUAAUGUCUUCCAUUCUCUCGACUAUCUCUCCCGUCAUGACGACGUUAGCAAAGUUUUGCAUAAGUGGGCGGUGGGUGCUAUAGUGGAUGAUGAAGAAUCGGAUUUCAUCGCAAGACAAAGAGCUCAAGCAGUUCAAAAAAGAGCAGACGCUACAGAUGUUACUAAAUCUGCUGCUAGAGAAUCCAAAAAUCUUCGCAAGAAAGGAAGAAGGGAGACUAAAGAUGCUGCUGACGCCUUGGCCGAAGCUACUAGCACCACUCAAGAUCCCCCGCUAUCAGUUGCCGAUUCGGUUGCAUCUGCGAACUCUCUCUUAGAUCGCGUCGAAGAAGGACUGGGAUUCAAGAAGCGGCAACGAGAUGAAUAA